UACCGUUAAAAAUAAGUUCGUGUUUUUUCAGUUUUUAAAUUUUUUUUUUAAUUAUAAAAGUUUUUUGAAUUAAGUAUGACAGAAGUUCGAAGAAAUAUACCUUCUUUUUCGACUGUUACUUCUAGCUUUAAAUCAUACAUUACAUCUUUACCGCUAUUAACUACGACCAUCACGUGUAUAUCAAUUUUAUUUUAUGUGUUUGAGUAUGUGUACAAAGCAUUAUUUUCGGAUACUAUUUACAAUUUGCUAUCACUUUCACCCGUUUCAUUCUUUAGUGGACAAGUGUGGCGUUUAGUUACGUUUCCUUAUCCAUCUGAUUCACUUGGAAAUAUACUUUUUAAUUUACUUGCAUUUUUACCUUUAAGUACAGCAAUAGAACAUACGAUUGGUACAUUAGAAUAUUUUUAUAUAUUAAUGACUAUAUUUACAAUACUUUCAGGUUCCUUAUAUUUAUUAGGUUCACUGAUUUUUGAUUAUAAAGAUGUCAAUAUUGGUGGUUUAAGUGUUUGGAUGUUUGGUGUUGUUGUUUGGGAGAGUAGAGAAUUAGCUGGACGUGAAAGGGACAUACUUGGAUUUUUUAGAGUUCCAGCACACUUUUAUCCUAUUGUAUUGUUAUUGUUGAUGGAAAUUUUAUUUCCACCUAAUUGGUUUGCUAGUCAUUUGUGUGGCUUAUUUACGGGAUAUUUUUAUUCCUUUGGAUAUCUAUCAUGUAUAAUACCAUCUUCAAGAUAUUUUUCAAAUUUGGAAAGUAAAUUUUCUUAUUUAUCGAAUUUGCGUGGUUUCGUUAAAGCAGAUGAGGGUAGUAGAGGUGGAUGGUGGUUACCAUUAUGGAAUCAAGAUGUUGAUGGAUUAGAAGAUUCGCUUGAAUCUCCUAUACAUAGCAAUAAUGAUGGUGGUGCAAUUGGUGGAGGUGAAGGUGAUCAUGAUGUCCGUGAUAAUAAUGUUCGUGAUGGCCAUGUCAGUGGUGGAGGUGAUGGGGAUAAUACUCUUCUUAACCCAACAAGCGCAACUCCACAAAAUGCACGAUCGAUAUCUCCAGAGAUAUCAACGCCUGUAUUUGUCGUGCCAUCCUCAAACGAAUCAAGUAGAGCUAAUUCUCCUGAUACUUCCCCCUUAACUGAUAAUAAAAAUUCCGAGACCACAACUUCAACACAAAUAAAUAACGAUAUUGAAUUUGAUUAUCUUCUUCAUCAAGAUAAUUCAUCUAAAGAUGUAAAAUUAGUAAGCGAUGAUUGAGUAUUUGCAAAAAUCCGAAAAUUUUAAGUGUAAUCUUUUACUGUAAAUAUAUUUUACAUAUUUUGUAUUAGUUAUUGAAUUUAUUAAUAUUAUUAAAGUAA
Molecule: messenger RNA, 1337 nt
Organism: Rhizophagus irregularis DAOM 181602=DAOM 197198
Lineage: Eukaryota; Fungi; Glomeromycota; Glomeromycetes; Glomerales; Glomeraceae
Source: RefSeq, a predicted model, not a curated record